Molecule: messenger RNA, 1048 nt
Organism: Mastomys coucha (southern multimammate mouse)
Lineage: Eukaryota; Metazoa; Chordata; Mammalia; Rodentia; Muridae
Product: submaxillary gland androgen-regulated protein 3A-like
Exons: 3
Coding region: 492-932 (146 amino acids)
Biological process (GO): regulation of sensory perception of pain
Molecular function (GO): endopeptidase inhibitor activity
Source: RefSeq, a predicted model, not a curated record
CAGGAGCACUUAGGGUGACCAGCCUAUGGUUUCAGCUGGUGGACGCCCCUCAGCAAUUAUGACAGAAGACAAGGAGUCAGACAUGGUGCUAAAAGAGCUUUUAUGUACUAUAUCAGGCUGUAUCACACAAAUUACACACCAAAAUAACAUAGCAAUCACUAGUAUUACUAGCAGAACAAUUCCAAACAUCCUAACAUUCUAACACCAUAGGCUAAGAGAUUCUAACAUCAUAAGCUAAGAGAUUCUAACAUCAUAAGCUAAGGGAUCCUAACAUCAUAAGCUAAGAGAUAUACGACCUGUCUCUGCUUUGCAGGCUCGGGCUCCCGACGUCUUCUUGGGCGUUGGUUGUGUGAGCGCCUUAUCAGGAGGUGGAAGGCGAGAGUCUGGGUCAGAAGGAGGGAGGUGAGAGUCUGAGUCUGAGCGGCGUGGAUUCGUUCAGCAGGCCAUCUCGUCUCCGGCUUGGUCGCUUCUGACCGAGAGGCUGCCAAAAGAUGAAGCCACUGUCUUUGGUCUUUGGCCUCUGGGUUCUUAUAGGAUGCUUCCUGUCCUGUGAGUGUCACAGAGGCCCUAGAAGAUAUGAUCGUAGAGGACCACAUCAUCAUCAUCCUCCUCCUCCUCCUCCCCCUCCACCCUUUGGUCCAGGAUUUGGUCAACCACCCCCUCCACCCUUUGGUCCAGGAUUUGGUCAACCACCUCCUCCUCCUCCCUUUGGUUUUUAUCCUCCUUAUGUACCACUUCCUCCGUAUCCUAGACCUCCAAGCAAUCCUCCUCGACCUCCUCCAAGCAUUCCUCCUCCUCGACCUCCUCCCACAGUACAAGCAAAUACAAUACCAGCUGCCAAUAUCUCCGUAACUACUCCUACUGCCGCAAAUUCCACUGAUAAUUUUUGGAGGUGGUGGCAAUUAAUAAACUCCCUUUGGCAGUCAAAAUAAAAUAAACCAAAGCACUGAGGAAUUUGGGGAGAAAUAAAAGUUAAAGGCUUAAGAAACAACCUUAACACAAGCAUUAUACAAAAUAAAAAUAAAGAGCUGAACAGCAUUCUAAAGCA